AUGCCUGGUCGCGCGGGCCAAGCCGCCCGUGAGCGGAACGCGGCCGCCCAGCGGCGGCGUCGUGAGCGGCUGCGCCAGGCCCAGCGUGAGGCCGAGGCUCUGCGCCUGGCCGCCGAGCGUGCCGCCGAGCGGGGGGAGGCAAGGGGGGAGGCGGCGGCGGACCGUCCCGCCCAGGACGUGGCGGACGGCGCCGUCGAUGACUCUGACGGGGAGCAGGCGGAGGCCGAGCGGGAGGCCGCUCGGGAGAGGAUUCGCGAGCGACAGCGUCAGCGCCGCGCCGCGAUGGCUGAUGCAGAGCGGGAGGCGGAGCAUCUGCUAGAUCGAGAACGGCAGCGUCAGCGUCGUGCCGACCUGCAGGAGGAGGAGCGGGAGGCCGAGCGACAGCGGGACGUAGAACGGCAGCGUCAGCGUCGUGCCGACCUGCAGGAGGAGGAGCGGGAGGCCGAGCGACAGCGGGACGUAGAACGGCAGCGUCAGCGUCGUGCCGACCUGCAGGAGGAGGAGCGGGAGGCCGAGCGACAGCGGGACGUAGAACGGCAGCGUCAGCGUCGAGCCGACCUGCAGGAGGAGGAGCGGGAGGCCGAGCGACAGCGGGACGUAGAACGGCAGCGUCAGCGUCGUGCCGACCUGCAGGAGGAGGAGCGCGCGGCCAGGCGUGCUGCCGACGCGGCGGCGGCGGCGCGGCGGCGGAGGGCGGCGCGUGAGCGCGGCAACCGGUCCGCCUGCGAUGCCGAGGCGGUGCUAAGCGGCCGGCAGCAGGUCGCUGUCCAGGACACGGGGCAACGGAACAUCAACUGCGAGCACUGUGGCGCACUGCGCUGGCCGUCGGAGCGCGCCACUCUGUGCUGCCAGGCCGGCAAGGUGCGGCUGGAGCCCGUGCCGGCGCCACCGGCUCUCCUGCGGCGCCUGUGGACGGAGGACGACCUGCUGGCCCGCACUUUCCGAGAGCACUCCCGCCGCUUGAACACGGCGCUCAGUCUCGCAUCAAUGAUGACGCGGGAGGUGCGGCCGGCGGACGGUGGCUACGCGCCGUCCGUCGUGAUCCAGGGCCGCCUCUACCACCGCCUCGGCCCGCUGGAGGCUGGCGACGGCCACGAGCCGUCGUUCGCCCAAAUUUAUGUGAACGACCCGGCCUGCGCAGACCCGGCGACGGAGGCGGCCAUGCGGCUCGGCCACGUGCCGCUGCCGCGAGCCACCAGCCCGGCGGUGCGGCAGCGCCUCCUGACACUGCUGGAGGACCUGCAACUCCUGUUACGCGAGGUAAACCCUUACGUGCAGGAUUUCAUCCUGGCCUCCGAGCUGCCCGAGGACCAGGUGGACCAGCAGCAGCUGGUCAUCAGCGCCGAGGCCCGCCCGGCCGACCAGCACCGCCGGCGCUACAACCCUGCCGAGGGGUUCAGGGAGGCGGCGGUGCUCAUCGGCGACGAGCCCGUCCAUCAGGACAUUGUUCUGCGGCGUCGGGCCGGUGCUGACGGCCCGGCGCUGCAGACAAUCAACGAGACCCACCGCGCCUUUGAGGCCCUCCACUACGUCCUCCUGCUGCCCUUCGGCACCGACGGCUGGCAGCCCGGCCUGCGGCACGCGGUGCCCAACGCCCGCGGCGUGUACGGGCAGCUCACGCUGACGCAGUACUACGCGUACCGCCUUCAAGAGCGACCCGGGAUGGACGACACCCUCCUGCGCGGCGCGCGUCUGCUCCAAGAGUACGUCUGCAUGGCGUUCGCGCGCGUCGAGACGCAGCGACUCCUGUGGGCAGCACGCAACCAGCAGGCUAUCCGCGCCGACCUCUACCAGCGGCUGGAGGACGCGCUUCCGGUGGACGCGCUCGCCGAGCAGCGCGAAGGCGAGCAGCGGCUGGGUCGGCGCAUCAUCCUGCCGGCCAGUUUCACAGGAGGUCCGCGCUUUUACCAGCGCCGGUGA
Messenger RNA from Amphibalanus amphitrite, 1920 nucleotides. Its product is annotated as eukaryotic translation initiation factor 3 subunit A-like. The transcript has a single exon. Lineage: Eukaryota; Metazoa; Arthropoda; Thecostraca; Balanomorpha; Balanidae. Gene Ontology annotation, biological process: regulation of DNA-templated transcription. The coding region runs from base 1 to 1920 and encodes 639 amino acids. Gene Ontology annotation, molecular function: DNA-binding transcription factor activity. The record is from RefSeq and is a predicted model, not a curated record.